GAAAGGAGGCAGAGAAAGGUCUGAGUGCAAAAAUUAGGCUGUUCGUUCAGUGUUCACUCACUCGGCUUAGGAAUUGGAUCAGUCCGACUCAAUCUUUCCGAGGCCAUACAGACGGAGAAAAUGUUAGACUAAGUUUUGAGACUAAUAGAAGUGAUCUCAGCAGCGAUCAGCUGUUUAGUUCCAAACCAAAUAUAUUUUUGGAAUUUUAGUUAAACUAAUAUCGUGAAUUUUUUUGUGAAAUAUUCAGAAAUUGUUAAUUUUCGAAUUAGGAAUGGUUUGACUCGAUGAUUUCGCCGGAUAUAAACGCCAACACUGGCGUUGGAAGUAUGAGUGACGCAGCGUUGAGUCAGUUACAAAAACUACAGGAUAAGGUUCGAGCUCUUGAAAAGCAGAAUGCUACUCUCCGACGGAACCAUCGUUUUGGGGAGAAGGAGGAGAACGUGGAAAACGUGGAAACGGAGACCGGUGUUGAGAGAUACAAGAGUAAACCUGAUUCCGCUCAUUUAGGGUUAGAUGAUAUUGAGUUGAUAGACAUCGAUGCUUUGGACGGAGAAGAGAGCACUUGGCUGUUAGAUCAGAAUCCAGAGAACCCAGCUGAUAAUGAAAAUGAAGAAUCAGUGCUAGAAUGGCUGAGGCAUGACGUGGAAACAGUUCAAGAUAUUGGAACCAGAAAGAAGUCCCUGGUUCACCGCCUUGAUGAGCUUGCAAAACGAUCACCAGUGCAUUCUCUUUAUUCACCAAAUACAUCAGGAAGCAGUCGGGGAAGCGUUCUUGGUUCUCCUUACAAGAUUCUCUCUAGUACACCAGCAAGACAACCUGACAGAGGGUUCGAGUCUAGACAACCUGAUCGAGGGUUCGAGUCUAGACAACCUGAUCGAGGGUUCGAGUCCAGAUCUGCAUUUGAUCCUCGGACAUUUUCUCGUGGAAGCCGGGGAAUAUCCUCCCUAACCUAUCCUACAGAGGAGGCCAGGGUAGGAUAUUAUACUACGGAGGGAGGUCAGCUCAGUGACGGAGGUCAAUCUAGGAAAUCAUCAAGAGACAACGGAUAUCUAAGAUUAGCCUACGGAACAUCACAGCUUAAUACUACUGUAGAAUUAGGUAAACCUGAAACUUCCGUACUUAACCAUACUUUCGACACCGUCGACGCAGCCCUUGGUUCGGAGCAGGGGUUAAACAGUACAUUCAAUACUAACCUAAACUCAAACCCAGAAUUAAAUCUAACCUUUGAGAGAACUAGUGAUAGAGUUAAAUAUAACUCAACUUUCAGCAGGAAUAAUCCAAACUCUACGUUCGAAACUGCUAACAGGACAUUUGAGGAUUCGAACAGAACAUUCGUCGAGGCUCCGAACCGAACAUUUGAAGCCAAGAGCACCGAGGUUUCGAAUAGAACUUUCGAGAAGGAUGAAUUAGCGGAGAGGAACCAGAGAAAAAUGUCCGAGGAUCGUCUCAGCUCUGCUAGCUCAGGGAACCGGUUAUCCAGAGGUUCAAGCCAAGAGGGAUUAUUAGAGGAUCUGGACGGUUUAUCUACCGAGUUAGAUAGGUUGUCAACGACCUCCGGAUUGUCGGAUUCAAUGAGUGUCAGCCAUCGUCUGAAUGAUGUCCAGGAUGUCCAGGAUGUUGCAAGGAUGCAGGAAGAAAGUUUGCGGCAUCCUCCCAGUUUUCAGAACAGAUCAGCGACGAUCUCUCCUAGUUCGGAGGCUAGUUUAUGUAGUCCCCAGGGAGAGGAGGGAGGUGGAUAUCAGUCGGAGGGUUCCUGUGGUUCGGAAGGAGGGGUUGGUGGUCGAGUUGAACCCCAGCGAGGUGAGGAACGAGGGAACCCUCAGUACAGACAGUACAAUAACAAACAGUACAGUAACGAGCAGUACAGUAGUCAAGAUUCAUUACCAGAUUCCCCGUACAGUUCACAGAGCCUGGACUCGCAUACAUCCCAGGGACCUGAUACCCGUCGUUCCAUGCCAAACCUGAACAAGAUGAGAGGGCGGGGAGGGGCUGGACAGGGUGCUCUGGUACGCCCACAGUACGGUCUCUCUCAGAUACGAUACAAUUCAGAUUCUAAACUUCAACCUCCUUCAAGGCUUCAAGGGCCCUUAGGUUCUGCUCGAGUGUCAGCCACCAACUUACGGGCCCCUGUCAGGGUACCAACUAGCAGGCCAAACGAGGAACCGGUUUUUGUGAAACCAGAACCGGUUCGGAAAACAAGUGGUAUUGCACGGCCUACUGGACUAGCCAGACCCAGUGCUUCUCGACUUCCAGCACCGAGAGGUGGGAUUCCCCGCGGAGGAGCAACCUUCAGACGAUCUGGAUCCGUUGAUCCUUCAUCUCGUAACGGCGUUAACGGCAGACAGCCGAACAACCAGAACUGGCAGAAAGAUUGCAACUGACGAACAUCAUCGCCGGCCAUGGCCGGCCAUCCAACAGUGCGAUUCCAUCCGGCAAUCAUCGACGAUCUCUUGCCGGUAUAUUCGGUUCGAGGUCAGAGGGCUGGUAACCGCUUUAGAAUCAUCGCCUUGAGCAACUCUCAUGUGUUAAACUCGAAUUUGGGAUUUUGAAUCAUAUACAACAGAAAAUCGAAGUAAGGAUAUUAACGCUACGAAUUUAGACCUAAAAUCCCGUGAUAUAUUAUUAAACAUGUGCUUUAACAAAUUAACAAAUGAAGACGACAAUCCAAAAGAAAAUAUCAAGUUACCAUCUCCCAUAUCAUUACCAAAUCCACAGCAGCUUCAUCCAAGCUUACAUACUCUACCUUCGCAUUCAGGAAGAUCAGGGGAGACACCUAGGGGAAUCAAGAAUAACUAAAGUGAUCACUCUUCCACCUGGGCGUAUGAUAUAAAUCCCUCCAGUUAGAAAACUGGAGGAAAAAUCUCAAUUUCCUAGUUUUUAAAGCGUUUUACUUAAUCCUUGAGAUCUUGCCAUGAUCUUGGUGAUUGGCGUUCUCCGUAGUUCCUGCAGAAGGAUGAUAGCUUUUAGUUUGGUUGGAGAUUCCGUAAAUACCUAUAGUUUAAAUAUCAAAUGAUAACCGAUAAUCUAUUUUUAUCUAUUUUAACAAUAAGUUCCGUUCUCAAUGAAUAUUUUAUUAUUUAAUAUAUAUAACGGACUAAAAAUAGGAUGUUGUGUGCAUAAUGUUCUAUAUCCCACCUCCUUGCUUCCUCCUGGAGGUUAAAUGCAAUUAAAGUAAUUUCUAGAGCCUAGUGAUAUUGCCAUAACUUUUAUCAUUUAAUAUUAUAUAAUUAUCUUCAAAGUAAAGAUUAGAGUUUUAAUAAAAUCUUUCAUUUCUUCCAUUUCCUCUGUUUUUGCUAAUUUUUUUGUUUUCUUCGUUUAACGGAUAGUCAACGUUUUUAGACGUUUUUAGACGUUUUUAGACGUUUUUAGACGUGGUCCACUUCGAGUAAAAUGUCACUUAAACCAAGUUAAAAUAUCGUCUUCUAUUACUCAAUUGGAGUUUCCUAUUACUAUAUUACUAUAUUACUAGCAGAAUUUAGCUUCAUAAUUAUUGACUCGAAGUCUAUUUACAUAUCUAAUAAAUAGAGAAAUAUGUUGCCUAGCCCCAGGUGUAUAAUUAUUGGUUUUUAAUUGUAAUUUUACAGUGAUAUUGAAUAAAUCAGUAUUUAAUUAACGGAAA
Messenger RNA from Eurytemora carolleeae, 3619 nucleotides. RefSeq lists its product as uncharacterized. Gene Ontology annotation, biological process: microtubule nucleation; cytoplasmic microtubule organization; positive regulation of microtubule polymerization. Gene Ontology annotation, cellular component: microtubule plus-end. The record is from RefSeq and is a predicted model, not a curated record. Lineage: Eukaryota; Metazoa; Arthropoda; Copepoda; Calanoida; Temoridae. The transcript has 18 exons. The coding region runs from base 285 to 2381 and encodes 698 amino acids.